AUGUUGCCAAACCAAUAACAAUUCUUAAACGAAUCAUUCCAUUUUGAUAACUUUUAAUAGAUUUCUCCUAUAUUUUAAGAAUUUCUUAAGAUCAUUAAUUCUAAUGCUAUAGAUAUACUUUAAAAUUCAAAUUCUCUUAGUGAAAAUAUGAAUUUAGAAGUUAGUCAUAAAAACUAGGAUUCUCAAAUUAGUAGUCCCACCUAGAUUUAUUUAACUAAGAAAAAAUGGCAGGAUAGAUCUAAUGUGAAACAAAAAUAAUUGUAACAACUGAUAAGUUGUUAAAAUAAUAAUUGUUAGAAUAAAAGAAAAAAUUUAAAUGAAACUUAGAUCAAAGGAAAAACUCUCCUUUUAUGUAAUAGCUGUUUAUAUAAUUAUAACUCAAACAACUAUUGUGAGUAUUGUAUUUAAGUAUUUAAAAAUCAAUAAUUUAAGAUAUAUGAUCCUAAUAUAGGUUAUGAAAUGGAUGAUAAAUAAUGGAUUAUGUGUGAAAAAUGCAACAGAUGGGUAAAUAUUUAUUUUAUAUUGUAGAACCAUGUUGAAUGUGAAUAAACUUAAGGAAAGUAGAAUUUGAUUAAAAUAACCUAUAAUACAAAAUAUAGAUGUUCCUAAUGUCAUAAAAAUAAAAAAUAAUAAGCUAAAUAUAAAAUACAUAAAGAUACUUUUUAAGAUCAGGAAUUAAUUAACAUUAAAACAAAAUAACCAUAAACUAUAUUAAAAUUAACAAAUAAAGAAAUAUUUGAAGAUAUUUCUCUUCUAAAGAGUCUAUUAUUAGAUGAGAAAUAAAAAAAAGUGAAAAUAGAUUGA
Molecule: messenger RNA, 804 nt
Organism: Paramecium pentaurelia
Lineage: Eukaryota; Ciliophora; Oligohymenophorea; Peniculida; Parameciidae
Source: the annotation of a GenBank genome assembly